Megachile rotundata (alfalfa leafcutting bee) is the source of this 2480-nucleotide messenger RNA. RefSeq lists its product as uncharacterized. NCBI's taxonomy places the organism in Eukaryota, Metazoa, Arthropoda, Insecta, Hymenoptera, Megachilidae. Gene Ontology annotation, biological process: regulation of DNA-templated transcription. Gene Ontology annotation, molecular function: sequence-specific double-stranded DNA binding; DNA-binding transcription factor activity, RNA polymerase II-specific. The record is from RefSeq and is a predicted model, not a curated record.
UGCUGUGCCGUUGGCUCGUGCCGUAGUGGUUCUAACACUAACAGGUCCUUGCCACCAAGGAAUCCCUGGAAUCCGUAUACUCGGCCGAAUUCGGACCCUAAUCUCAGCUGAUCGGUGUUUUCGUUCUAACUGUCAGGAAGUGUCCGAAGUGUGGGACCUGUGUUUUGUUUGGGAUUGUGAUCACAUUUUCGGUGUUCGAACUCUUCGACCAGGUCCGGGUGAUCAAAGUGAAGUGGAACCUGAAGGGACUGGACUGACCGUGUUUUAGAAGAUGAUUGUACCCGAAGAACAGUGUACUUGAAGAAGGUGGUUACAAAGUAAGCUACCCGACGGCUGAGCGAACAUCGGUACCCCGCUCAAAAAGAUGUAAACAAACAGGUCUGAUAGGCAGAAAAACCUUGGCCCAGAGUUUGCACGUUCCGCCGAUCUAGUGGCAGCAACUACCUUCACGGUUGUCAGCAUCGAUGAGCGUGAACGGGAGAUUGACCUAGCGAGAGGUUCAUAGAUGCAAAAGAAGUGAAAUCUCUCCGACGGAGAGACAAACGGUCGUCAAGUUGGUACCAAACAUGGUCCUGGAACCAGGAGGCGGUCUGUCAUUUCCACUGCCUCCUGGUAGCGGUUCCGCUGGCUCCGGCGGUUCACUGUUGACACCUGCCAGGCUGUUCCAGAGGGCGACACCCGUGUUUCCGUUUCAUCUGGCAGGAUGGCCGCCGCAUCAUCCGGUCCUGGGACAGGUUCAGAGCCAGGUACAGCAGACUAUGCAGGCUGUGUCCGCUGUCAGGUUCCUCAGUCAUCAUCAUCCUCAUCAUCCACAUCCUGCGUUGGGGAACCACCCUCUGGUGCCCGCGAUAACUGGCCAUCAUCCGACCGCCCAUCAUCUUCAUCAUGGUGCCGAUCACAACGACGAGGAUGACGAGAAGAAAGGCUGUGACGGCGAGUCCGACGAAGGUGGGAGCAAAAGGCGGAGAAGCAGGACCAACUUUAGUAGCUGGCAAUUGGAGGAAUUGGAACGGGCAUUUCUCUCGAGUCAUUAUCCUGAUGUGUUUAUGCGAGAAGCGCUGGCUGUGAGACUCGAGCUGAAAGAGAGCCGCGUGGCCGUGUGGUUCCAAAACCGGAGGGCAAAAUGGCGGAAAAAGGAGCAUACGAAGAAGGGUCCAGGAAGGCCAGCCCAUAACGCUCAUCCUCAGAGUUGUAGUGGAGAGCCCAUUCCCCCUGAAGAACUGAGAAGAAAGGAGCGAGAAAGGCGGCAGAAGAAACUGUUGAAGGCUCUUGAACGACAGCAGAGGAAAUUGGCUGCCAAGGGUAUCACCGUGGACCUGUCAACGUUGCGCGCGGAGUGGGAGUCUCGCAGCGCGGCGGCGUCCAGCGGGAACUCGUUGAACGGUACCCUGGGUGGUUCCUUCAACUCCUUGAGCAACAACGAGAGCAGCAGCGUCUCUGGAUCAGGGAACGACGCGAACGAGGAGAUCGACGUGGUCGGUGGUUUGGAUUCCUGCAGCGAGAGUGGCAGCGAACGAGUGGACUCAGCGGCGGACGGUUCCGUGGACGGGGAAUGUUACCCCACCCUAACCGGCACCAUGAGCGAGUCAAACGAGCCUCGAAGAGCCGUCCAGGUGUCCGGACCCGCUCCGAACUCCAGCCUAAACCUGGACCACCUGAGCCACCAGCAGGAUAUCCACCAUUGGAGUCUCAGUCUGCUAGAGCGAAGGAGGGAGCUGGUGAACCUGAACAACGUGGCCGGCGUUCGUUGUCAGACGACGAACAACACCGGAAACCCCGCGAGGACACCUGUCAGACACGCUUCCGAGGAGGAGGUGCAGAGCAGCAGCAUAGACCUCUCCGUCAAGGGUCGGGAAGAGAGAAAGAGGCUCAACCCGUUUUCCAUUGACAGUCUUCUGGGGAACAACAGAACGAGCACCCCUGGGUUACACAAUGAAUACAGAGCCUCCACACCUACCCUGUCGAAUGGGAGGGAGUCCAACCCCACGUCACCGAUAUCGGUGCCAACUUCUCCAUCCACCACGUAGUAAUCCAAGAAGUCGAGUCCCUUGUCUGGUGAUAAGCGACGCGAGUUUGUUUGUGUGACAACGAAACGAUGGGCCAGUUAACAGACAUUAUCGAGAACAACGAGACUUUGUGGGAGACUUAGGGUAGCUUUGCUGUGGGCUCAAUCAGGUAUCAAGGAAUUAUAGGUGGGUUUGUGGGGAACAUUUUUGAAGUCUUUUAUAGUGAAGGUUUGUGACGUGGGUGUAUGGGGAGGUUUGACAGUUGAGUUUUAUAGUGGAGGGGUGUAUAGUAGAUUGUUAUAGUGCCAGAAGGUGUAAGGUUAGAUUUGUGGUGAAUAGGUGAACUUGGGAUUUGAUGUUGAGGAUCUUGGUGGUAAUUUGUGGUAGACAAGUUCCUAAGUUUGCAAUUUCCAAAUUCUGAAGCUUCCAAAGUUGCAAAUCCCUAAAUUCUUAAGUCUCUAAUUUGACAAAUGA